This is a messenger RNA of Tachyglossus aculeatus (Australian echidna), 2010 nucleotides long. It is a transcript of the gene ST7L, whose product is annotated as suppression of tumorigenicity 7 like. The transcript has 14 exons. The record is from RefSeq and is a predicted model, not a curated record. Bases 18 to 1682 code for a protein of 554 amino acids. Gene Ontology annotation, molecular function: protein binding. NCBI's taxonomy places the organism in Eukaryota, Metazoa, Chordata, Mammalia, Monotremata, Tachyglossidae.
GCCGCGGGCGGCGCAAGAUGGCGGCCGGCGGCGGCGGUUGUGAGGGAGAAGCAAUGGCGGCGGUGGCGGCGGCGGCGGCGGGCGGUCCGUGCCCCGGCUGGUCCGAGCGGCUUCGGGCCGGGCUGUCGGGGUCCGGGGCCUUUCUGUGCCUCGUGUCCGGCCUGGGGCUGCUGUACGCGCUGCGGGCCCCGCUGAAACUGGCGGACAACCUGACGGCCGUUUCGGUGUUUUUAAACUCUUUGACUCCAAAAUUCUACGUUGCCCUGACAGGAACUUCAUCUCUUAUAUCCGGACUCAUAUUUAUAUUUGAGUGGUGGUACUUCCGAAAGUACGGCACAUCAUUUAUCGAGCAAGUGUCCGUGAGCCAUUUGCGGCCACUAAUGGGAGGGACAGAGAACGGAACCCCAUCCCCGGGUACUCUCCCCAGCAGCGGAGAGGCCGAAACCACGAGGCAGAGUUUGUCAGAAUGCAAAGUAUGGAGAAACCCUCUAAAUCUUUUCAGAGGAGCGGAAUAUAGGAGGUACACGUGGGUGACUGGUAAGGAGCCACUUACAUACUAUGACAUGAACUUAUCAGCACAGGACCAUCAGACUUUUUUCACAUGUGACACUGACUCUCUCCGCCCUUCAGACACAGUUAUGCAGAAGGCAUGGCGAGAGAGAAAUCCUCCAGCCCGAAUCAAAGCAGCCUAUCAAGCACUAGAAUUAAACAAUGAUUGCGCCACUGCAUAUGUUCUACUGGCUGAGGAGGAGGCAACAACUAUUGUAGAUGCUGAGAAGUUAUUUAAACAGGCACUCAAAGCAGGAGAAAUAAUUUACAGAAGGUCACAGCAGUACCAGCAUCAGAGUCCUCAACAUGAAGCCCAGCUUAGGAGAGACACCAAUGUUUUAGUUUACAUUAAAAGGAGGCUGGCAAUGUGUGCAAGAAAAUUAGGACGAAUAAAAGAAGCAGUCAAAAUAAUGAGAGAUUUGAUGAAAGAAUUUCCUCCUCUUAGUAUGUUGAAUAUCCAUGAAAAUCUUCUAGAAUCGCUCCUGGAAUUACAAGCCUAUGCUGAUGUGCAGGCAGUUUUAGCAAAGUACGAUGAUAUCAGCCUCCCAAAGUCAGCAGCGAUUUGUUAUACAGCCGCACUUUUAAAGACCAGGACUGUUUCAGAUAGGUUUUCUCCAGAAACAGCCUCUAGAAGAGGGUUGAGUACAGCAGAAAUUAAUGCCGUGGAAGCAAUUCACAGAGCAGUGGAAUUCAACCCUCAUGUUCCAAAAUACUUACUAGAAAUGAAGAGUUUAAUUUUACCUCCUGAGCACAUCCUCAAGAGAGGGGACAGUGAGGCAGUGGCGUAUGCUUUCUUUCAUCUCCAGCAUUGGAAGCGAAUAGAAGGUGCCCUUAAUCUGUUGCAGUGUACGUGGGAAGGCACCUUUAGAAUGAUCCCAUACCCAUUAGAAAAGGGUCAUCUAUUCUACCCCUAUCCCAGCUGCACAGAGACAGCUGACAGAGAGCUAUUACCAACAUUCCAUCAUGUUUCUGUGUAUCCAAAGAAGGAGCUUCCUUUUUUCAUCCACUUCACAGCAGGACUGUGCUCCUUUACAGCAAUGCUUGCCCUUCUAACACACCAGUUUCCUGAACUCAUGGGCAUUUUGGCUAAAGCUGUAAGUAUGGUGUCAAGGACUUGCUUGGAGUAUUUGUGAGGCGUUCAGGAAACUGUCUCUGACCUGUCUAUGCAAACAGAUUGAGAUGUGGAAAAUGUGCAUUUAGAGUAAAUGAUGUGUAAUGUAUUGUAAAGCUGCUGCCACAGAGCUGUCAAACUUAAGUCUUUGGUGGUUUGAACUCCAGUUCUGUCACUUAAAAAAAAAAAGUUAAAGUAUGCAAUGGUGUAACAUUAUAAAGUUGUUCCCUGAAGAUCGCUCUUGGUAGUAACACAGGGCUCAUUACUAAGAGCACUCCAACUUUUCUUGGCUUGCUUACCAUUAUUGUAUGUUUUAUUUGGCAUUUUUUUAAAGUUCCAUAUUUUAUGAA